Messenger RNA from [Torrubiella] hemipterigena, 8720 nucleotides. The record is from the annotation of a GenBank genome assembly. NCBI's taxonomy places the organism in Eukaryota, Fungi, Ascomycota, Sordariomycetes, Hypocreales, Clavicipitaceae.
AUCCGCUAUACUGGGCCAUGCUAAGGCACUGUGGGUGGUCUGUCGUUCGUCUGCCGUGUGUGUGUCUCGCCUGCUAUUUUGUUUUUUUUUUGCCUGAGCAAAUCUCUCCUUUGCCCAGAUCCCUUGCCGUCUUAUUUUAAUCCUUUUCUUCUUUCCUUCUUAAUCAUCUCCAUUGGCUGGUGAUCUUUCUCUUCAUCUUUUUCUACUCUGUCGACUACAUCUUUUCCUUUCUCUUAUUUUAUUUCUUCGCCCCGGCUAAUUCAAAAUCAUCCUGCCUUGCUGCGCCCCUCGCAUCAGCAUCAUCACCAUCAUCGUUUAGCUUCUAGUCCAGGCACGCGUCGCCACCGAGGCCGCCCGAUAGAACGACAGGGACCGAACCAAAAAAUACAAAGAUACAAAAUUAAGCUGGAUAAUUUCUCGAUUAUCUGCUUCUGACUGUAUUGCCCUCUCGACUGUCCAAUUCCACAACUCUCGGCAUCGCAGAUCGCGUCUUGGCCUCCUUUUUUUGUUUGGUUCUCGACGUCUUGGCCUCUCGAUUUGCCAAGCACUGAUAUUCAGGCACGACCGAUUCGAGAUAUUCACACAGAGAAACUUCUAUUGCAUUUGAGCAAUUGGAGAAUCUGAUACAACCUUUGCUUUUUGCUGCUACAUUCCGUGUUGCAGUCACGAUGCCAACCUAUAAUCACUACAACGUGAAGCGUCUGGCGCACUCCGUCAGCCGCUCCUCUGCCGACCAAACAUGGAAUCCGUUCCGUCACGUAUCCUGGAAUAGAAAGCCGUCCAACCGAGCCGACACUUGGGAUGUUAGCAAUGCGGAGGAGGGCCGAGGAGAGGGGGCCCGUCUGCGACAGUUUGCAACAGCUCCCAAUGCCAACAGCGGUCGCAUUCCCACAGAGGCUUCCGCAUCGGAAACCAUUCGAAACUCCAACAACGAAACCGAAGAAGCCUCCAGUCCUGCUGGCAACACGGACACAACGACUCGCACCAUCCCUGCCACUGACGCAGACGGUGUUCGCCAGCGCAAGGCUGGUGAUGCUUCCAAGGAUGAGCUGCCCGCUCCCGAAGAGGAUGAUUCGAAAGAAAAAGGCAAGAAAGACGGUCUUAUUCGCCACGUCAAGCCCAAGAUGCCUUUUACAAUAGCAAACCAGCUGCAGCGCACCUUUUUAAACUCUUGGAUCAACAUUCUUAUUUUGGCUGCCCCAGUCGGCAUUGCUCUUAACUACGUUAAAGAGCACAACCCCGCCAUCAAGCCAUGGGUCGUUUUCCUGGUCAACUUCAUUGCCAUUGUCCCCCUUGCUGCCAUGCUCAGCUUUGCUACGGAAGAAAUUGCUCUGCGAACCGGUGAGGUGAUUGGCGGCCUGCUCAAUGCCACCUUUGGUAACGCCGUCGAGCUCAUCAUUGCCAUCAUUGCCCUUAGCAACAAAGAAGUCCAGAUUGUGCAAACGUCUCUGAUCGGUUCCAUCUUGUCCAACCUGCUUCUUGUUCUUGGCUUUUGCUUCUUCUUUGGUGGCUUGCGCCGCACCGAGCAGUACUUCAACACUACCGUUGCCCAAACUGCCGCAUCUCUGCUCGCCGUUGCUGUGGGAUCUGUUAUUGUGCCCUCCGUAUUUGACAUUGUCGUCAAUGGCAAAGGACCUACUCCUCUUCCCCAGCAGGUCGACAUUGCUAAGAUCUCCCGCGGAACUUCUGUUAUUUUGCUGCUAGUCUACGCCGCCUAUCUCUUUUUCCAGCUCAAGACGCAUACAGACGUCUUCAACGAGGAGUCCCAAAAGGUGCCUGCUAAGCCCUGGUCUAUGGGUCCCCUCUCGCGCGACAAGGAGGAAGGAUUUAGCAUGAGCCAAGGACUCGCUCUCCCAGGCUCCAUGGUCAGCCACGGUAUGGCCAACCAUAAAGAUGAAGAGCGCGUAUCUGGCAUGGUCAUGAACGCUGGCGAUGCUAAGCUCCGCGAUGAUGAAGAAGACGAAGAAGAAGAGCCUCAGCUUCACUUCUUCGUUGCUCUUGCUACCCUUGCUAUUUCCACCGUCAUUAUUGCCCUCUGUGCCGAAGCGAUGGUUGGCUCUAUUGAUGAACUCACCAAGGAGAGCGGCAUGUCGAAAGAAUUUGUUGGGUUGAUUCUUCUACCCAUCGUUGGUAACGCUGCUGAACACGCUACCGCCGUCACUGUUGCCAUGAAGGACAAGAUGGAUCUCGCCAUUGGCGUUGCCGUCGGCUCGAGUAUGCAGGUUUCCCUCUUCCUCAUCCCCUUGCUUGUCAUCAUCGGCUGGGGCAUGAACCAGCCGUACAUGGAUCUCAGCUUCGAUAUGUUCCAAGUUGCCGUCCUCUUUGUCGCCGUGCUACUCGUCAACUACCUGAUUGGCGAUGGCAAGAGUCACUGGCUGGAAGGCUAUCUGCUGAUUUGCCUGUAUGCUAUCAUUGCCGUCUGUACCUUCUGGUACCCUCCCCCUCCUGAUGGCGAUCCUAGCGCCCCGGUUUCAUAAACCUCUCUACCAUCUCGUGUAAAUAGCUUGUUCUCAUGAUUCCCUCUAAUCGUUUUAACCUCUCACUCCCCCGACGUUUCUUUUUCUACUUCAGACAGGCACCGAAGCCAAGUCCUCAAUACUCCUUCUAUUCUUUUUUUAUACGCCAGCUGGCGCGCACAGAUCAUAUUGGCUUUGACGCGACAUUUCUUGUACAAAAAUUCACAAGCUUCUUUCAUUCAAAACUACAAACAAUAACAAAAAAAGGAAGCUACAACAUCUACCAGUGGGAAGAGGCGUGAAGAGCGCCAAUUCUCAGGACCGUUGCAUUUUAAGAUACCAGACUUAUGGAGGAAAGUUUAUGGACUAGGAUAAAAUAAUCAGAAAGACGUUUCUUACAACAUAAAUCGCUCAAUUGCUACAUUAUACGUGAAACUAAAUGAUAAUUAUACAAACACCGCCUGCUUAGUGUAUUUCACGAGGCGUCCUUGCGGCUGGUGGCGGGGGUACUUUUGGAGCCGAGCCCCAAUCCGUCGUACUGAACACUGCCUCGUCGCAAAAAGGACAUGGGGCUACCAGUCUUGACGGCACUCGACAUGGCUGCUCCGGGCGCAGCACUUAGCGCCUCCUGUCCCAAGACACCCGGGCCUAAGCCUAGUGCUGGGAUGUGGGCGUCGAGAUCUGUUUCGAGCGAGAGAGGCGGCGGUAUACUCGAUGCGGUUUGCGGAGUGCCUGGGAUAUGCUCGUCUCUCUCAAGAAGAUGCUUAUAGAAGGCCUCGAGGGUUUCGGCAUCUGCGCAGAAGGACUCUAGAGCAUCCUUUACAGCCUCGGCCUCUUUGAAGUUGAUGUUGACGGGCGCAAUGCUACCGGUUCGGGGCGGAGCUGCGUGCGUGGUGGUGGUUGAAUCGGCCGCAGAGAAGGCGGGCGAGAGGUGGCUUGUGCUGAUGGUGGUAGUGGGCUUAACGGCAGGCGACGACAUGGGCGACGUGGAGUCUGUAUUGGCCAUAGCCAUUGCCAUGGACAUCAUGCGGCCGGAGCGGGCUGUGUUUUGGAACUCUGAGGGCAUGGGGGUGUUUUGUGUGCGCAGGUCGCGGGCAACAACGCUGCGCUUGCUAUACAGGCGGUUGGCCAGUAGCAGAAAGGUGCCUUCAUCGGUGAUUUGGGUGAUGAUGAGACCGGACCGGUGGAUGUACUGCGUGUAGCGGUAGUCGGGCUGGCCCCAGGAGAAGUGAACGUCGACGUUGCUGGGGAAGUUGGUGGCUGCUUCGGUAUCGAGCACAAAGUCAAAGUGCUUUAGGAUGGCGACUUGGUAGAAGUGCUUGAUGCGGACGUCCUGCGGGCCAAACGAAUUGGGGCCGAGGUAUGUCUUGGGCUGUUCGUCGGGAGGGCGAGCUGCAAGGACGAUCUUGUACGGAUUGCGAAAGGGGUUAUCUUCCGUAAUCCUACAGGCUUCCUUGAUGGGCAGCUCGACCAGGCGCAGACCAUACGAGCUGGCCUCACGCUCCCAGAGCUCGACAGCGUCAGCUACUAGUUUGGAUGUCGUGUUCAUCCAGUCAACCCGGAUGUGGAAGCAGUUGUCAGGGUUGUGGAGGCGAUCAUAGUGCAGAUCGACACGCUCUGGCCGGUAGGAUCGCUUUCGUGGGUCCACGUCAUACUUGAUCACCUUGCUCAGCGUCACGCGAGGACGCUUCUUGCGCGCAGAGCCUGCUGCUCCCGUUGCUGGGAGAGAUGGUGACUCUGUAGCACCUGUGCGCGGUUGCGCUGCGCGUGGAGAAUCUCGAGAUUCGUGAAGCGGUGUUGCCGAUAGCGCCUCUUUGCGUCUUGUACUAAACCAUCCGUGUUGUGAUUUGGAGUAUUCGCUGCAGAAUUGAUAGUAAUAGUUUCCAUCUCGGAAUCGGUGUCUCUUUUCCACGUGGAUGAAAAGUCCCUUAGGCUUCUCAGGUCGAGAUUCAGAGUGCUCUUUAUCCUUUUCUUUGUCCCCUUCUCUGUCCUUAUCCUUGUCGCGCUGCCUCUCUUCAUGGACCAUAAGCGCAUUGCCAAACAUUUCAGCAUCUUCACGAGUAUCCAGAUCUUCGAAAUUGUCCAUUAUCCAAGAUGUCAUAUCGGAUCCGAUGAAACUGUUGUAAUGGGUGCGCAGAUGCCAACGGCGGUUGCGUAGAGGAACGCCGCCAUUUUCCACCGGUUGUUGCAUGGCCUCUGCCAACGCAGCCAGGUUCAGAUUGGAUUUGCGGAAAAGGUCUUUUCUACUAAUAAGGUGUCCCUUCCGCUGAAUACCAUCGAGACCUUCUGUAGUUGGGAGCGUCUCCAACUCGGCCGCAACAACAACAGAGGGAUCGUCUGUUUUAUAGACAAUGUCUAGUGGAUUGUGAUCCAUUUGACGGCGACGAGCCUUGGACUGAUAUUGCUUCUCAGAGGCAGGUACGUACCGAUGCUUCUUCCAUAGUUGAGCAAGCUUCUUGAUACCUUCAAUUCGAACUUCUUCUGGGUUGUCAUCGACAUGCGGACGAUGAGAUGAGGCGUGACGCAUACUCAUCGGGAUAAGGACAUAUCGGGUGCGCCAGAAACGCAAGCUGUCAGUCAUCUCAUCAUGAUGGCCAGCUAGGUAAGAAUCAAUCAUGUUCCAGUUUCGCUCCGGUUUUGGAGUAAGGAUGUUGAUUGGGCGGGUUUGGUAGCUCCUCUCUAGCAGCGUGCGAAUGGCUGGUCUAUAGACCGCGUGGAAGGUGUUUGGCGUUUCGAACUCGUGGGGUUUGCGUACGUAGAUAUUCACUUCCACUUCCGUUCCAUUGAUACAAGAAAGCUGGUGGAUAGUGUUUCCAACCGACAGGAAUACACUUGUUCCGUCUUCUAGCGCUUGGUCGCCAGCAAAGAUGUCGGCAAUUUUGAUGACUUUUUGGCCAAAGGCCUUGGCAACCGCUGGCCCAACAAUGACUUGAAAGCCCUGAGAUAGACGCACAUUUAUUAACUCCUUCAUAAACUCAUUUCGUGAUUUUGACUCGUCUAAAGUGUCAUCAUCACCGUUUUCGUCGAUAUUAUACGGAUGUCGCUGGUAUUCCGCAUCGAAUUGAGCCUUUGAUGGAAAGUAUUCGGUUGUUAGAGGUACAGCAGCUGGGCAACACAACGUUUUCCAUUUCUGAACCUUCAUAUUUGUUAUAUGUGGGAACACGUGCUGCCAUCGACUGUACAACAAAGUAUCGUCGAUAUGCUGCGCAUUCGGGUUAGAAGGAUUGUAUAAUUGUAACCAUGGCAAAGCGGCUGCCUUUGGGGACAACACAGAGGGCAAUUCCGGUCCCAAUCCAGGCAUCACGCCUGCACGAAGCUUAUUGGUAUACAUCUUCUGCAUAUCUUCGCUUCGUAGGGCAGUAGAGUAGCGAACUUCCUUCUCUUCUUGCGGCUUAUCUGGCAAAAACUUUUGUAUUAAUUGCGACUCCCCUGCCGGUUUGCCUUGGCGACUGCUCGAUGAUCCUGGUCUGUCAUCUCUUGUGAUAAUAGGUAUGCUUGGCGUUGCUGGUAUCGUCUCAAGGUUUGGUUCGCUAGGUUCUGGCUUUGGUUUGCGGAUAGACAGCAUUGACGAGGAGCUUCUUAUGCUUCGUGGAGUGGAAGGACGGAAAUCCGCUAGCGAGAGAGGAUUAGACGGUGGCCUGAUUUCCGGAAUUGCGACGGCAGCAUUAACAGUUUCGGCUUUGACCUCGGCGGCAACUGCUUUUGGAGCCGCAAUGCCAAAGCCGCGUUGACCCAGGCUAAUAUGGCGCAUCAUCUUUGGAGGCUUAAACAUCGUAGGUGCCUUCAACGCCAAAUCCGACGUCUUCUUGACUUGAAGAGCUGAUGACUGACCAUUAUCUGCCAUUGACAUAGAUAACUUGCGAGCUGACGCCAUGCCAGCAGACACAUCCUUGCGUUCUGGGAAGGAUGUUCCCAGAACCGCAAUGUCAUCAUGUCUCCUUCGUCGGGAUGCUUCAUCGGCGUCGCUAAGAGUUUUGUUAUGGUGUCGAUGUCUUCUUGUUCUUGUUAGAAUGCGGGCUCUGGAAUCAUCCAUCUCUUGCAACUGCUUCCAGAUAGAGAUGUCGCCAGAUCGACCCAUUUUCUCUGGCGCGAAUCUUGAAAAGCCGUAGACAUGAUUCACCAUCGUCUCCGGGGCAUGUCGGAAUGGUACAUAGACCUCCUCAUCAUUAGUAUGGCGUUUAGCCGUUAUUAAUGAAGUUGCAGGAAAAUUGUAUUCUGAGCGGAUUGGGGCUGUUUCAAUCUCAUUGGUGUCCAGAACGCUCUGCAUUUGAAGCUCGUACAUGCGACAUCGCAGAGUAAAGUGCUCGUCUUCAACAUCUUGAACCUGAUUUGAGACCGACAGUGCAAUGCCUUCGUAGGAAAGCGCCUCAUCGGACAUACCAGUCCAAAAUGCAACAUGAAGCCAUUGCGGGAGAGCGUAGCACCACUCAUCCGAAUGCCUCAAGAUCAUCGACUCCACGUGUCGGCUCAUCUGACCCGAUUUGGAGGGCGAGAAGGAGUCAGUAAAUGACUGAUAACUUCCGAUAAUUGGCGUAGGCUGGCUGUUAGGGCUGUCGCGGCUAGUGUAUGAUUUGGACAGAGCGUCAUGCCCCUUGUCACGGGAGGCGUCGUUGAAGUGAGGAUUUCGGUAUUUGAAAAGAGGGACAGAAUGGAGAGGCAUGCGUGGCAUACAUAUCAAAUCUAUGCCUAUACCGUUACCCACGAGCGCUUCACUUGUUCUGCGGAACGUUUCGUAGUCGACCUCAAAAACACCGGAACCUGGUGUGAUGAUAGCUAUUGAGACACCUGUUCUCGUCAAGUCUCGAUCAAUGUAAUCAUGGGCAAACAACGAAGAAGCUAGAUGGAAUGCCUCUAGAAUGUUGCCAUGUAUGGAUAGAGAUGAUUCGGCUGUGAUGUGGCUGAGCGCUUCCUGAUUGUCGCUGUCCAUAUUGGAUCCUUGAUACGUUUGAUGGUGGAGACUGAUGUCGCGACGGAAGUAGUUGAGUUCUCGCUUCAACUGGUAAAGGAUUUUAGUCCAUUCCCCACUGGCCAUUUCGCUCACAACAACUCUGUAAAAGUCCUUGUAUGGGCGUCUGUUACCGUGGGUUUGGAAUCCCGUAUAAUAAUCAUUUAACAGCCCAUGAUUUGCGAGAUCGGUAGUCAGUCCAGUGUCGUAUUCCACGCGGGCAAAUAAGACGAUGCUGACGAGAUGUUUAGCUUUGAGCAAUUCCCAUCGCUUGAACAAAGAAGGCAAGAAUCCAUUGACCACUUUGUUAAACAUGAUCUCUCCCGAGCCCUCUGUGUCAAAGUCCCACAUCUCUUUGGACAUUUGUAUGAAAAGCACAUAUCGGGCGGAUUCACUGCGAAAAAUGGGUCGAGUGUCGCGAGCAAAGACGGCCGAGUGCACACUCUGUUCAUUUGCAAACACAGUGUUGACUUGGGCUUUGAUGGUGCCCAUAAAGAGGAUCGUUUGGCCUUUGUAAAUGGUUCGGUUGGUGAGCUCGCUGACAGUUAGACGCCACAUGUCUGCGCGGGAUAUGUAUUGCUCCUUGAAUGAAAGCUCUACAUAAGAAGCUUCUAGCGCAGGAUUAUCAUCAUCGACCUGGGUAUAUUAGCUUGAAUGAUAUUGGUACAGGCGUGGGCAACAUACCGGCGCCAAUAGCACCUGGCUUCCUCGUUUUAUUCCAAAUGCAUCGGCAAUCUGUUUUGCGAUGCAAAUCUCAACAUCCGGGUUGCGCAGCUUCGUAUCUCGGGCCAUGUCCUUUGCUGCAAAUAUGUAUCGAUGGCCGAGCGCCUUGGCGUCCCUGGCAGCGGAACCUCGCCCGUGGUCGGCUCCAUCUUGAUCGAGUUUCGAACUGGAUCCUUUGCCGGUUGUAUUCUUGCCUCCCUCAUUCUUGACAACGCAUAUUCCGAAUUGUGCCCCAGGUUUAAACUCUGGGCCAAGAAGAUCAAAGUUGAGGGCCAGUUCGUCUUUCCAGUGCAUUUCCAUCACGGAGACGGAACAUAUUCGCUCCAUCUUGCGGGGAGGAAGCUCUCUGACAGUCGAACGAGUGGAAUCACUUGCAAUAGACGCUGGCGAUGCUGUCGAUGCCCGAUCUAUGCUUGGCGUGCUGGCAUCACGAAGAUGAGACCGUCCCAGGCCACGGCGCACGCCUCCGGGCGCAACGCUGCGAUGCAUUGGGAAGGCCGGGGCGAUGCUGAAAUGGUUUACUGAGCCGGCAUAGGAUUAAUAAGGUAGAUUGUCAUUGCAGCCUGAUGCAAUAUGGUUGGGAUCUUCAAUGGCGG